Messenger RNA from Vigna radiata var. radiata (mung bean), 1370 nucleotides. RefSeq lists its product as uncharacterized. The record is from RefSeq and is a predicted model, not a curated record. Bases 234 to 1139 code for a protein of 301 amino acids. The transcript is spliced from 2 exons. Lineage: Eukaryota; Viridiplantae; Streptophyta; Magnoliopsida; Fabales; Fabaceae.
ACUAUCAAUCCAGGAAAGCCAAAAGGAACAAGAAAGCUGCCACCCCUUGCCGUUCGCUUCCAGGUGGUAUUUGGAAUCCUUUCUUCUGCUUAGGCCAUAAGGUCGAUUUUAACCUGACCGAGGACGAGCAGAAUUUAAUAGAGAUUCCAGGUGGUAUUUUGAGUCCUGCCUUCUCCUUAGGCCAUAAGAUCAAUUUUAACCUGACCGAGGACGAGGAGAAUGUACUGAAGCUUAUGUCUGAGCAGCAGUUGGCCGAGGCAACUCUCGAACUAUCUCUUCGGGCGGCGCUGGGAAUUCGGAAUUUUGCUAAUGCCAUGGGAAAGCUAAGGGCUCAAUUAAAUGAGUCUCAAAAUGAAAACUCAACUUUAAAGCUGAAACUGGAAGAAGUAGUUGCCGGUCAUUCUGAAUGUGAAAAGAAACAAAAGGAGUCCGCCCGAUUAAUAGCUGAUGCUGAGCGCCUAAUGGAGGAGGCUCAAAGAACCGGCCGUGAGCUUAUAAAACAGAAUGAGGAACUGGCUGAAGCAGCUGAGGUCCUGAGGAAACAAGACCAGGAACACAGGGCGACCAUCCUGCACUUGAAGCAGCAACUGACCGAGGUGGUGGGUUUCAGUAAGAAUCUUAGCAUGGCUGAACGCAAUGUCAGGUGUGAAAGGGAUGCCCUGAUCAAAAAAGUGCAAGGCGAAUAUAUUCAAAUUGAAGAGAUGGGGAAUGCCAUUGUUGAGGAGCAUACCCUGAGGUUUGAAAAGGCUUUGAGGCAAAUUCCCUAUUUUCUAAACAUGUCCACUGAUGGGGUAGGAUUUGAUGUCAUGAAAGACAUCUACCAAGGAAAACUAGUGCCGCUCAAAGACAUACCUAAUGAGGAGUUUGGAGUAGCAGUUCCAGCAGAAGGAGUUGUGCCUGAAGAAAAAGUUGAAGGUGAAGCAACUGUGGAAAUGGUGGCUAAUGAAGCAUCUGCAGAUCCUCCUAAAGAUAAUGCCGCCACUGAAAAAGUUUUGACCGUGGUCAAGACACUUCUCGCUGAGCAUGCUGCCAGGGUUGAGACGAAAAUUGAGGCACUACCAUCCCAAAUCCAACUUCUUCUUCAACAUAUCAUAGCCAAUCCCUCCUCAAAUAAUCCCAAAAUCCAAAACCAUGAGUAAUAACUGAUGUGUCCUCACAUCUAAAACUUUUAACCAAAAUACUAUUGACCGUGUGACUUAUUACAAUCAUCAAUGCUUAUAUUUGUUGAUUGUAUGAUUUACUAUGUUUGACCUAUAUCUUUUACAGUCUCACAUAACUACACGUAUGGAUAUAACAUUACUGGUACUACAAGUGUUUCUGAUGGUAAAUAUAUUGUGUGACUAAUUUUUCUUUAAACUGCGCAUCCUCUA